AUGGCUUCAGCAGCGAAGAAGAAGCUUGUAGUCUGCGGAGGAAAUGGAUUCCUUGGAAGCCGCAUCUGCAGAGCAGCGGCGCAACGCGGCUGGGCUGUAACCUCGAUAUCACGCUCUGGCACCCCCAACUGGCCCUCCGUCUCCUCCUCCCCGACCCCUCCUUCCUGGUCCGCCUCCGUAUCCUGGGAAAAAGGCGACGUCCUCGACCCGUCCACCUACGCCUCGCACCUCACCUCCGCAACUGCUGUAGUCCACACCAUGGGUAUCCUCCUCGAAGCCGACUACAAAGGCGUCGUUUCUGGCCGCGAAUCCCCCAUAUCCGGCCUUCAACGCGCCUUCAGCGCCGCAAAAGCCGGGACGCAGAAUCCAUUCGAAAGGAAAGAGGGAGAGCGGCUAACGCCCCAGGAGAAAGACGGACAGCUCACGUAUGAGGUCAUGAACAGGGACAGUGCGGUUAGCCUGGCGAAGGAGGCGGAGGCAAAGAAAGUGCGGACGUAUUUGUAUGUUAGUGCUGCGGCGGGGGCACCUGUGCUGCCUAAGAGGUAUAUCACGACGAAGCGCGAGGCAGAGCAGAUCAUAGGCACCAGCUUUUCUGGUAUGAGGAACGUGUUCAUAAGGGCGCCGUUCAUGUACGAUUCGAGUCGGACAUUUACGCUGCCGAUUGCUGCGGCGGGCGGGAUCGCAAGUAUGGUGAAUAGUGCCGUGGGAGGGAGGCUGACUUGGUUGAUGGGGGCAGGGGGGAUCAAGCCGCUUAAGGCGGAUACGGUUGCGGAUGCAAUUGUGGAGGCAUUGGAGGAUGGCGAGGUGAAGGGGCCGGUGGAGGUGGGGGAGAUUGAGAAGCUGGCUACGAGGGCCUGGAGGAAGAAUAUGCUGUAA
Didymosphaeria variabile is the source of this 876-nucleotide messenger RNA. RefSeq lists its product as uncharacterized. Gene Ontology annotation, molecular function: protein-containing complex binding. The transcript has 3 exons. NCBI's taxonomy places the organism in Eukaryota, Fungi, Ascomycota, Dothideomycetes, Pleosporales, Didymosphaeriaceae. The record is from RefSeq and is a predicted model, not a curated record. Gene Ontology annotation, cellular component: mitochondrion. Bases 1 to 876 code for a protein of 291 amino acids.